Molecule: messenger RNA, 744 nt
Organism: Branchiostoma belcheri (Belcher's lancelet)
Lineage: Eukaryota; Metazoa; Chordata; Leptocardii; Amphioxiformes; Branchiostomatidae
Product: signal peptidase complex subunit 3-like
Exons: 6
Coding region: 119-664 (181 amino acids)
Biological process (GO): protein targeting to ER
Cellular component (GO): signal peptidase complex; membrane
Source: RefSeq, a predicted model, not a curated record
AGACCCCGGAUGUGCGGCUAGCUUUACAUUACAGAAUCGGCAGGGAGGGAAUGUGUAGCUAGCUUUACCCUCACGGUCAUUUUAGAAUUUCCGACCGUGGAUCAGGAAAGUCAGCAAGAUGAACACGAUUUUGUCCCGGGCGAACACGAUUUUCGCCUUCACCCUGAGCGUGAUGGCAGCGCUGACGUUUUGCUGCUUCCUGACGACCGCCAUGAACGACCACCUGUCUCCCAUCAAGAUAGACGUCAACAAAAUCAUCGUGAAAAAUGUCCAGGAUUUCAGCACAACCAGAGAAAAGAAUGACCUUGGCUUCAUCACAUUUGACCUUCAGGCAGAUCUCCAGCACUUGUUCAACUGGAACAUGAAACAGCUUUUCCUGUACCUGACAGCAGAGUACACCAGUCCAAACAAUAAGCUGAACCAGGUUGUUCUAUGGGAUAAGAUCAUCAGGAGAGGGGAGAAUGCCCGGCUGGACUAUCGCAGCCUCCACUCCAAGUACUACUUCUUCGAUGAUGGGAAGGGACUCAGAGGUAACCAGAAUGUGACCUUGACCCUGUCCUGGAACGUCAUCCCCAAUGCUGGAACCCUGCCCAGAAUCAGCGGUGUGGGGUCAAAGACAUUCCAGUUUCCUGACGAGUACACGCCCGGCAACGCCAGGAUAUAGAGGGACACACCCGACAACGCCAGAUUGUAGUGGGAUAGUGUAGAACAGAGGGGGAACUAUAAAACGAUUACGUUGCAGUA